Molecule: messenger RNA, 4832 nt
Organism: Sorex fumeus (smoky shrew)
Lineage: Eukaryota; Metazoa; Chordata; Mammalia; Eulipotyphla; Soricidae
Gene: SLK
Product: STE20 like kinase
Exons: 19
Coding region: 44-3754 (1236 amino acids)
Biological process (GO): protein phosphorylation
Molecular function (GO): ATP binding; protein binding; protein serine/threonine kinase activity
Source: RefSeq, a predicted model, not a curated record
ACGCACACUCACGCGCGCAUACACACACACACACACGCACACCAUGUCCUUCUUCAAUUUCCGUAAGAUCUUCAAGUUGGGCAGCGAGAAGAAGAAGAAGCAGUACGAGCACGUGAAGCGGGACCUGAACCCCGAGGAGUUUUGGGAGAUCAUAGGCGAGCUGGGCGACGGCGCCUUCGGGAAAGUGUACAAGGCUCAGAAUAAAGAGACCAAUGUUUUAGCUGCAGCAAAGGUGAUUGAUACAAAAUCUGAAGAAGAACUUGAAGAUUACAUGGUUGAGAUCGACAUAUUAGCAUCUUGUGAUCAUCCCAAUAUAGUCAAACUUCUAGAUGCCUUCUAUUACGAGAACAAUCUUUGGAUCCUGAUUGAAUUUUGUGCGGGUGGAGCAGUGGAUGCUGUGAUGCUCGAACUGGAGAGACCAUUAACUGAGUCCCAAAUACAAGUAGUUUGUAAACAGACUUUAGAGGCAUUGAACUACUUACAUGAUAACAAAAUUAUCCACAGAGAUCUAAAGGCUGGCAACAUUCUUUUUACUUUAGAUGGAGAUAUUAAGUUGGCGGAUUUUGGAGUAUCGGCUAAAAAUACAAGGACAAUUCAAAGAAGAGAUUCCUUUAUUGGCACACCAUAUUGGAUGGCUCCUGAAGUAGUCAUGUGUGAAACGUCUAAGGACAGACCUUACGAUUACAAAGCCGAUGUUUGGUCCUUGGGCAUCACUCUCAUAGAAAUGGCUGAGAUAGAACCACCUCAUCAUGAGUUAAAUCCGAUGCGAGUACUGCUAAAAAUAGCCAAAUCAGAGCCCCCUACAUUAGCACAGCCCUCAAAAUGGUCUUCAAAUUUUAAGGACUUUCUUAAAAAGUGCUUGGAAAAGAAUGUGGAUUCUAGGUGGAAUACAACUCAACUAUUGCAGCAUCCCUUUGUUACUGUUGACUCCAACAAACCAAUCCGAGAAUUGAUUGCAGAGGCAAAGGCUGAAGUAACAGAAGAAGUGGAAGAUGGAAAAGAGGAAGAUGAUGAUGAAGAAACAGAAAAUUCUUUGCCAAUACCUGCAAGUAAGCGCGCCUCCUCUGACCUCAGUAUUGCCAGCUCUGAAGAAGAUAAACUUUCACAGAAUGCUUGUAUUUUGGAAUCUGUCUCAGAAAAAACAGAACAUAGUACUUCUGAAGAUAAAUUUAACAGCAAAGUUCUUAAUGAAAAACCCAUCACUGAUGAACCUGAAAAGGCUGUGGAAGGUAUUAAUGAGCAUGUUAAUGAUGCUCAUUUAGGAGCUACUGAACUCCAUAAAAGAUCAAUAGUUACCAAGGAGAAUGGAAGAGAGGAAAAGAGACCCAAGCUUGAAAAUCUUCGUGACACAGGAGAUCAAGAAGCAGUAGACGUUCAUUCAGUACAUGGAGAUCAAGAAGCAGUAGACGUUCAUUCAGUACAUGAAGGAAAAGAAAAUAAUGUAGUAACUUUAGGAACAAAAAUUGAACAGAAUCGGAAGCCUGAGGAAGAAGGGGAUCAGGACAAGCAAGAAAUAUUUGAAAAUAAGGUUAAAAAAUCCAAGGAAAUUAAAGAUACUGCUCUUUCAUCAAUAAAUUUAGUUUCUCAGGAGACUGGAGAAAAAGAGGCAAAUAUUCAGGCAAUUGGCAAUGCAGUUGAGUUUCCAAAUGCAGACUCACAGGGGAAAUUGGGAACAGAUGACAAAACUCAAAGAACUGUGGUCAGCAACUCAAGUACCGUGCUGGGAAUAAAUGAGGCUGUAGGUGCUGCCCAGAGGGCAGUUGAAAUCAGUGCUGAGGAUGCUGAGAUUAGUGCCCGGAAAGAAAUGACUGAAGUCGGCCAGAAAAUAAGUGAGCCCCUGGCAGCUCCUGAGGCUGGUGGUACUAAGGAAGUUUCUACUAAAGAACUAGUUGACAUUAAGGUGCUAGAUAAAAAGUCUGUAGAAGGUAAAAGUGAGGAACAGUUAACCAACCAUUCAAAGAACAUGGUAGAGACCAUUGAGGAACCAAGGACAAAUGAAGAUGAAGAAACCACUCAGUCGGGUGGCGCUGAAGAGGUAGAAGUCAAGGCUGUAGGAGGCAGAACUCAGGAUGUUUGUAAGGACACAGAACAAGAAGUUCCACGUGAAAUGCCAGUUAAAACAGAACCUCAAGUCCCUGCCAUUUCACAGCCCAGUGAGCCUCAGCCUGUUCCAAUACCCAGCAUUAAUAUCAACUCGGAAGAUGCAGAACAUAAGGGAGAAAGAGGUGCUUUAACAAAAACGGAAACCAUGUUCCUUCCCGAAUCUGAGAAUCACAAGGAAAAUGAUACUGAUUCAGGCACUGGCUCCACUGCCGAUAAUGGUAGCAUUGAUUUGAAUUUAUCCAUCUCUAGCUUCCUAAGCAAAACUAAAGACACUGGAUCAAUAUCUUUACAAGAAACUAGAAGACAAAAGAAAACAUUGAAGAAAACCCGCAAAUUUGUGGUUGAUGGUGUAGAAGUGAGUGUAACAACAUCAAAGAUAGUUACAGACAGUGACUCCAAAACAGAGGAAUUAAGGUUUCUUAGACGUCAGGAAUUGCGGGAAUUAAGAUUUCUUCAAAAAGAAGAGCAAAGAGCCCAACAGCAACUCAAUAGCAAACUGCAACAACAACGAGAACAAAUCUUCCGGCGCUUUGAACAAGAAAUGAUGGGCAAAAAAAGGCAGUAUGACCAAGAAAUUGAGAAUCUAGAGAAACAGCAGAAACAGACCAUUGAACGCCUGGAACAAGAACAUACAAAUCGCUUGCGAGAUGAAGCCAAGCGCAUUAAAGGAGAGCAAGAGAAAGAACUGUCCAAAUUUCAGAAUAUGUUAAAGAACCGUAAGAAGGAGGUUAUAAAUGAAGUGGAGAAAGCACCCAAAGAGCUGAGAAAAGAGCUCAUGAAACGCAGGAAAGAGGAGCUUGCACAAAGCCAGCAUGCUCAGGAACAAGAGUUUGUACAGAAGCAACAACAAGAAUUGGAUGGCUCUCUGAAAAAGAUCAUCCAACAGCAGAAGGCAGAGUUAGCCAAUAUUGAAAGAGAGUGUCUGAAUAAUAAACAACAGCUCAUGAGAGCCCGAGAAGCUGCGAUUUGGGAACUGGAAGAGCGACACUUACAAGAAAAACACCAGCUGCUCAAACAGCAACUUAAAGAUCAGUAUUUCAUGCAAAGACAUCAACUUCUUAAGCGCCAUGAGAAGGAAACAGAACAAAUGCAGCGUUAUAAUCAGCGACUGAUCGAGGAAUUGAAAAACAGACAGACUCAAGAAAGAGCAAGGUUGCCUAAGAUUCAACGCAGUGAAGCCAAGACACGAAUGGCCAUGUUUAAGAAAAGUUUGAGAAUUAACUCUACAGCCUCACCAGAUCAGGACAGGGAAAAAAUUAAGCAGUUUGCUGCUCAAGAAGAGAAGAGGCAGAAAAAUGAGAGAAUGGCUCAGCAUCAAAAACACGAAAAUCAGAUGCGGGAUCUCCAGUUGCAGUGUGAAGCCAAUGUCCGAGAGCUGCAUCAGCUGCAGAAUGAAAAAUGCCACCUAUUGGUUGAGCAUGAGACUCAGAAACUGAAGGAAUUAGAUGAGGAACACAGCCAAGAAUUAAAGGAAUGGAGAGAGAAAUUGAGACCUAGGAAAAAGACACUGGAAGAAGAGUUUGCCAGGAAGCUGCAGGAGCAGGAAGUUUUCUUUAAGAUGACGGGGGAGUCUGAAUGCCUUAACCCGUCGACCCAGAGUCGGAUUUCCAAAUUUUACCCAAUUCCUAGUUUGCAUUCCACAGGAUCUUAACAGUGGGAAAGCCUCUGCUGUUGGGUUUGGCUUUUAGAAGAUGCCAUUCUAUCCUUCUCUUCUGCCAGGGUCUGUGUCCGAGAGCUCCUGAAGACAAUCACCUGCUCACCUUCUGGGGGCUUUUCUGUUGGUCUCGUUUGUUUAGUGAAAUAAAGAGAAAGGAACUGAGAUAACUGAGACAGAUGCUGGGUGGUUGGCAGAGAAGCAUCUUGUGGUAAUUCCCCAAGGUGAUUUUGUAUAUUUAAUCUUAAAAAUUGUUUUUCUUAGAGACUGUUACCUAAAAAACUUUAGAGAUGCAAUGUUUAAAGUUAUUUAAAGAGAACUGUUACAUUACUAAGUAUCUUUUUACCUAACUUCAAUGAUACCUAAGUUCUGUAUUUUUUGAAACUCUGCUGUAGAGAGUUGGACUAAUUUCCUUGGUGAAUCAGCUCUCGUUUAAAAAAAAAUCCAUGAGUUGCGCAAAAUAUGAAAAUUAUUCAAUAAAUAAGUAAGUUUCAUCUUUAGCAACAGACUCUUUUGAAAGAGAAAAUUUUCAAUAAUGUGUCUAAAAUAACUACCUGGUUAGAUAUGAGCUAUAAUUAAAGGUGCUAGUUUUAUUAAGAUAGUACCUACAACACUAAAUUUCAGCUGAGUUUAAAAUAGAAUUUUCUCUUGAUCCAACAGGGGCAGAACCCUCUUGCAUUAAGCAUUGUCUUUUUAAGAAUCUCCUGUUACCAGCUGAUAGAAAUUUCAUCCAAAAACAUAUGUUGUUCAGAGUUGGAGAGAUGAACAAGUAAAGGGUGUUUUAAGUCUCCAGAUUGGAAACAAAAGACUUACCAAAUUGAAAGUAACUCAGAUCUAACUGUCCCAACUGACUUUCCCAAAUAUUAUCUGAUUUGGUUAAAUGACAUCUCCCCAUCUUAGGAGAUUUGCAAAACAUUGUCAGAGGCCUAUAGACUCUGGGUUAUAUUUAUAAAUAUAUUUUCUGAAAAUAAUUGUAAAAGAGCAUUUGUUCAGAAUCCUUUAAAAUUUUUCUUUAAUUAGGCAAAUGUGAGAAAUAACUUUUUGUUUGUUAUACAAUAAAAUCCUUUAUAUUUGG